Molecule: messenger RNA, 3241 nt
Organism: Pomacea canaliculata
Lineage: Eukaryota; Metazoa; Mollusca; Gastropoda; Architaenioglossa; Ampullariidae
Product: charged multivesicular body protein 4b-like
Exons: 5
Coding region: 123-788 (221 amino acids)
Biological process (GO): vesicle budding from membrane; late endosome to vacuole transport via multivesicular body sorting pathway
Cellular component (GO): cytoplasmic side of plasma membrane; multivesicular body; ESCRT III complex
Source: RefSeq, a predicted model, not a curated record
CUUUCAGUGCGUUGUUGACAUUGUGUAAGAACGGAGCACGAACGCUUCCUUUUCAGUUGUACUUGCCCAUUUGACCAUUAUAAUCUGUUGAUUCAAGGGUAUUUGCUUCAGAUUCUAUCAAGAUGAGUCUUGUAGCAAAACUUUUUGGAAGCGGGAAGAAAAACAAGGCCCCGACGCCGCAGGAAGGCAUCCAGCGGUUGCGAGAUAUUGAAGAAAUGUUGACGAAAAAAUCCGAGUUCCUUGAGAAAAAAGUCGCAGCAGAAUUGGCACUUGCUAAAAAACAUGGUACCAAAAACAAAAGAGCUGCUCUGCAGGCUCUGAAGCGUAAGAAGCGUUAUGAGAAGCAGCUGCAGCAGAUUGAUGGGACACUGUCCACUAUAGAAUUCCAGCGGGAAGCGCUGGAAAAUGCAUCUACGAACACAGAGGUUCUCAAGGUUAUGGGCAUUGCAGCCCGAGCUCUUAAGGAGACACACAAUAAUCUAGAUGUUGAUAAAGUUCAUGACCUAAUGGAUGAAGUUGCUGAGCAACAGGAGAUUGCAAAUGAGAUAGGAGAAGCCAUUUCUAACCCAGUCAGCUUUGGCCAGGAUGUAGAUGAGGAUGAGUUGCUGGCAGAACUAGAGGAACUGGAGGAGGAAGAACUGAGCAGUGCGUUGCUGGACAUAAAAAGCGUCACUGACGAGCUUCCCUCUGUACCUAUUGCCGAGCCAUCCCGUCCUCAGCCACAGCCACGUGUUGCUCAGAAAGAGGAGGAUGAUGAUAUGAAAGAGCUGGCUGAGUGGGCUUCAUAAUCUUGUCAUUACCAGUCUGCUUCAUUGUGAAGGCUGGCAUAAAUGUACACGGAGAAUGGUGGAACAAAUUUGAAAGAACUGGCUAUUUCAUAUGUUUGUCAGACAUUUUCACUUUCUUCAGUGAAGAUAGGAAUGUGUACAGUAACUGAGUGACAAGUCAGCAGGACUGCAUAAAGCAUCAUACCAUCAUUACAAAUUUUGAGUGCAGGGGCUAAUGCAUCUAAUACAACUGCCAAUGAUGGCUGCAAAAGCAUUGAUUUUCAGGAAAAUUUUAUAUUUCACAGCAUCUUUUGGUGGUCUCCCUCUGUGGCUUGGAUUGUAAACAUUGUGAUGAAGUAAAGUUGUCACAAGCAUUGACAACCUGAUAUUUUAACUAGGCUUGCUUAAGUUUGUACUAAACUGUGCUUGAGGUUUUUUUUAUUUUUAUGGGUUGGUGGGUAGGUUGAUAUUGUUUGGCCCAGCCUAGCAUCUCCACUAAUUACUGGGUGAGGGCUGUGACUAAUCAGUGUAGGUCUUUUAAGUGGGGUUUGAUUUUGUGCAUGAAGCCAUGUUCUUUCAGUAAAAAUUUGGAUUUCAAAACAGAGUUAACUACUGGGCAGUGUCUGAUUACCAUUUUCCAGUGCUGCAGUCUAAAAGCGACAGACACAGUUUUUCCCCUCAAGUCUCUCUCUCUCUUCCCUCUACUCCCUCCACCCAGACAAAUGUAUGUGCUUCAUUUGUUUUACCUCUACUGUCUUAUUUUUGUGUUUCAAAGUACAUAUCUAAGCACACUUUCAGUAGUAAUAUAUUUAUAUCAUGAGUCAAAUUUAGGAGAUUAAAAAGAUUAAUUUUAUGUUUAAAAACCUCAGAAGCUAUAUACUGAGAUAGUUUGACUUAACAAUAAAAUGUUAACCAUGUAUGCCUGCUUACAGACAUUGAUCCUUAAUACCCAGCAGCACAAACAAGGUUUGUCAGAGGCAAGGUAAACACUGUUAAACUCAAGAAAACUCUGGUUCAGAAAAAAGACGGGUGACUAACCUUGUAAGUGGAAAAUUUGGGUCCACAGAGCAGCAAACUUCUAGAACAGUUAUGUUCUUUUGUUUUUGCUUGAACCUGUACUGUAUUUUAUUUCUUUUAAACAGCUAUUGAUUCAAAGAACAGAUUGCUGAGCAUGAAUCUACAGAUCAUUUUUAUUUGAAGACUGGUUUUUGUCAGUUGAAUGAAUUUGUUAUUGAUCUGUUGUAGCUUAAAUUAAUAAAUAGUCUGAUCCAGAACAUUUUUUUGUGAUGUCUAUAUCACAGACUUGAUUUCUAUUUCUUGGGGAAAAAUUGUGAGAGAAAAGGAGGUAACAACCUAAGGUACAGCUGGCCCAGGAUUUUAUUCAUUUUGUACAAAUGAGUGUGAUGGCCUUGUGGCUUUCAAGAAUUGUGGCAGCCAUAAAUUGUUUCAGCGUUUAAAAGUAUAAAAGCAACCAAGAAAUGUGAUCUUCAUAUCCCAAAGCUCAGUUGCUUGUUUUUAUCAGUUGGAAAGUUGUUUCUGGAAAUUAAGCUGGCAAGGCACAAGCCUGGUAUUAAGUACAGUGUUUCUGUGCACCCUUUUGGCUUUGUAUUGUCAGAAUACUUUUGGGACAUACUGUCUUGCAGUGCAGUGUCUUUUGUGACAGGCCUGAAAAGUCAGUGAUCUUGCUAAGUUUUUGCGUUGUUCUUAAAUCCUACACUUUUGGCAUGUGACAGGUGUUUUAUAUUUCUCUGAAAUGAAAAAAAAUUCCUCAGCUGUUAGGGUGUGAAGUACAUACAGUGUGUCAUAUUUGCUUUGAUGACUACAUAACAUGAAAUAAUUGAUAACAAGAUCACUGCUUACUAGACUUUAAUGUGGUAAAUUUCUAAGGCUUUUUUUUUUGUUCCUCAUUCUAGUAUUCAGUUUUUAAUCAUCUUUUUAUUCCUCCUCUCUUGUAUGUGGCAUUUUGUUAUAGAGAAAUGAAUGGUUAACUAGAAAAUCUUACUUUCACAUGGGGAAAACAUUUUCCAGUCUCAAAAAGCAACUGUCAAGAUUUCUAGUAUGUUGAAAAUGUAAUGUUAUAGAGAUUGUUGACAUUAAAAUGGAUAACUAUGCACUUUUUGGUGUUGCCAUUUUAUGAGUGUAUUUGGAACUCUGUUUUAGAGAAAAGAUGGUAUAUUUAUCAUAGGAUUGGCAUAUGAAAAUAAGAAGUAAACAUGAAAGUGCUUGUUUUUUCUGAUUCUCUAUUAAUAUUCCUGGAAAAUGUUACUUGCUAGUUUCAAACAAGCUAUCGUGGGUUAUAAGUGUGUAGGUUUAUGUUGGUUUGUUUCUUUUUUAAUUUCUUGCAUCUUAGUGCUGCACGUUUUCAAGCAUCACUUGCUAAUUUCCUGUGAUCAUCUGUUGUAUUAUUAUUAAUAGAAUCAGUACUGUCUUAUUUAAAUGCUGUAAAUAAAUUAUAAUACCCUUUGCAAAACAGA